This is a messenger RNA of Zootoca vivipara (common lizard), 1188 nucleotides long. RefSeq names its product PDLIM1 interacting kinase 1 like (gene PDIK1L). Gene Ontology annotation, molecular function: protein kinase activity; ATP binding. Gene Ontology annotation, cellular component: cytoplasm; nucleus. NCBI's taxonomy places the organism in Eukaryota, Metazoa, Chordata, Lepidosauria, Squamata, Lacertidae. Gene Ontology annotation, biological process: negative regulation of G2/MI transition of meiotic cell cycle; protein phosphorylation. The record is from RefSeq and is a predicted model, not a curated record.
CGAACCCGGGAGAAGCGAAGGCGGCGGCGGCGGCGGCGGCGGCGGCAGGAGGGGGGAAGGGAGCCCGAUGAUAAUGGCGGCCAGGAGAAGAGAACGCUGCAGCGCCUCUGAGAUACCUUGACCUUGAAGAUGGUGAGUAGCCAGCCAAAGUACGAUCUAAUACGGGAGGUUGGUCGUGGCAGCUAUGGUGUGGUGUAUGAAGCAGUAGUGAGGAAAACAUCUGCACGUGUUGCGGUGAAAAAGAUUCGGUGCCAUGCUCCAGAAAAUGUAGAGCUUGCCCUGCGUGAAUUCUGGGCACUUAGCAGCAUCAAGAGCCAACACCCAAAUGUUAUUCACUUGGAGGAAUGCGUUUUGCAAAAAGAUGGCAUGGUGCAGAAGAUGUCCCACGGCUCCAGCUCUUCGCUUUAUUUGCAGCUUGUAGAGACCUCCUUGAAAGGUGAAAUUGCCUUUGAUCCCAGAAGCGCCUACUACCUUUGGUUUGUGAUGGAUUUCUGUGAUGGAGGUGAUAUGAAUGAAUAUCUCCUGUCUCGAAAGCCUAGUCGUAAGACCAAUACUAGCUUUAUGCUUCAACUCAGCAGUGCCCUGGCUUUUCUGCACAAAAACCAGAUCAUCCACCGUGACCUCAAGCCUGACAACAUCUUGAUCUCUCAAUCCAGGAUGGAUGCUAGUGACUUGGAACCCACUUUGAAAGUAGCUGAUUUUGGACUGAGUAAGGUUUGUUCAGCGUCAGGACAGAACCCUGAAGAGCCAGUGAACGUGAAUAAAUGUUUUCUUUCUACAGCUUGUGGCACAGACUUCUACAUGGCUCCUGAAGUUUGGGAAGGUCACUAUACUGCCAAAGCAGACAUCUUUGCAUUAGGGAUUAUAAUCUGGGCGAUGUUGGAAAGGAUCACUUUCAUAGAUACAGAGACCAAGAAAGAACUGUUGGGGAGUUAUGUGAAACAAGGGACUGCGAUUGUACCUGUUGGAGAGGCAUUGUUGGAAAAUCCAAAAAUGGAGCUACUCAUUCCUGUUAAGAAAAAGACAAUGAAUGCUCGUAUGAAGCAGCUGAUUAAGGAAAUGCUUGCUGCUAAUCCACAGGACCGCCCAGAUGCUUUUGAGUUGGAACUCCGGUUAGUUAAAAUUGCUUUUAAAGACAGCAAUUGGGACACGUGACCUCUGUAGUACUUUGAACUUGUCAGGAUUGUA